GCGGUCGGGAAGUUGUUGUCCUUGAGGAAUUUGUUGUAGUAAUGGAAAAAUGUUGACGUUCAGGACCACAGAGUAGAAUAACCGAGACCCGUCGUAAUCAGAAUUAAAACAUAGUUCCUAUCAAAGUUUCUUGUCUGUGUUUUUAGACAGCCACGAGGGUAACGGUAAAAUCAAUGAGUUCUGCGGACGACCGACGUAACGUCAGAGCAGGACACACACACGGAGGGGGAACGGUGAAAGGAUUUGUCCACAAAGACCGCUCUCCUCCUCCGUCCCUAAAUGACUCACUGGAGGGAGAAAUUCAGGCUUUCCUCACUGAUGAAGACCAACUCCACACUUAUGACGACCUCACUAAAGUUAACCCCGUGACCCCUACAACAGUGCUGAAAUGCCUGCAGGCCAGGUACAGUGUGAAGGUGUUUUACACACAUGCUGGCUGCACCUUGGUGGCUCUCAACCCCUUCCAGCCAAUCCCACACCUCUACUCUCUGGAUGUGAUGAAGGAGUAUCACUGUGCUCCUCAGCCUCAGGAGUUCAAACCUCACAUCUUUAUUGUGGCAGAGGAGGCCUACAGGAACGUUCAGGGUCAGCUGGAGCCAGUGAACCAGUCGCUGGUGGUCAGCGGUGAGAGCGGUGCAGGAAAGACGUGGACGUCUCGCUGCCUGAUGAAGUACUACGCCACGGUGGCAGCCUCCUCCUCGGUGGUCAAGAGUCAGCACACGGUGGAGAGGAUAGAGAAGAGGGUGCUGGACUCCAACCCCAUCAUGGAAGCUUUCGGCAAUGCCUGCACGCUGCGGAACAACAACAGCAGCCGCUUUGGAAAGUACAUCCAGCUGCAGCUAGACAGGUGUCAGCUCUUAGUGGGGGCGUCUGUGCAAACAUACUUGCUGGAGAAAACCAGGGUCGGCUGCCAACCGGCUAACGAGAGGAACUUCCACAUCUUUUACCAGAUGAUGAAAGGGGCCACAGAUGAGCAGAGAAAGGAGUGGGAGAUGCCUCGCGGCCAACGUUUUGUGUGGCUGCCGAAUGCUGAAAAAACAGUGGAGGAGGAUUGUUUUCAUGAGACUGUUGAGGCAAUGGUGCAUCUGGGCAUUAACGCAGAAAGGCAGAGACAAAUAUUCACAAUCUUAGCGGGGAUUCUGCAGCUGGGGAAUGUGAAUUUCUCCUCUUCAACGGAUGAAUCACAACCUUGUAACCUAGAAGAACAGUCUAGAGACUUCUUGCAGAGGGCUGCUGAGCUGCUGUGUGUCCCUGCAGAGGAGCUUCAGAUGUGUCUAAGAGUGAGGACUCUGAAGGCGGGGAAGCAGAGCGUGCUCAAACCCUGUUCCCAGGCAGAGUGCAGCAUGAGGAGAGACUGUCUGGCCAAGGUCAUCUACGCCCAAUUAUUUGAAUGGCUGGUUACAUUCAUCAACAACAGCAUGUGUGCAGACAAAUCUACAUGGUGCAACUUCAUAGGAGUCCUAGACGUGUACGGGUUCGAGUGUUUCCAGAUCAAUAACCUGGAGCAGCUGUGCAUCAACUACGCCAACGAGAAACUGCAGCAGCACUUUGUGGCCCAUUAUCUCCGAGCUCAGCAGGAGGAGUAUGUGUCCGAGGGGUUGCAGUGGUCCUUUGUCAAAUACCAAGACAACCAGAGCUGCCUGGAUCUGAUAGAGGGGAGUCCUGUCAGUGUGUUCUCUCUUCUUAACGAGGAGAGCCGUCUGAAUCGAGCCUCAGACUCCAAGAUGUUCAGGGUCCGUUUGGAGAAGGAGCUCUGCGACAACGUCAACAUCAGCUGGGACAAGUUCAGCAAGGUGCCGCACUUCACCGUGGCCCAUUACGCUGGCAAAGUCAACUACCAGAUACAAGGCAUGGUGGAGAAAAACAAGGACCCAGUGCCACCAGAGCUCAGCAGCCUGCUUCAGAAGUCUGGAAACUCCCUGCUUCACCAAAUAUUCACUGACAAGGAAACUGAGAAUCUGACUUCCAAGGGGCUCAGUAAAGUCACUGUGGUCUCCAAGUUCAAGAACUCCCUGGAGAGCCUGAUGAAGAUCCUCCACGCCACGACUCCUCAUUACACUCGCUGCAUCAAACCGAACCCAGACUGCAAACCGCUCACCUUCAAAAAGGAGGAGGUGAUCAUGCAGCUGGAGGCCUGUGGGAUCGUGGAGACCAUACACAUCAGUGCUGCUGGCUUUCCAAUAAGAAUUCCUUUUAGCAGCUUCCUGCAACGUUACGGACUGAUCGCAAAAUAUUCAAAGUUCAAGUCGGAGGCUCGUUGUGUUGAUUUGGAGGCUGACAGUGACGUCCUGCAGCGAGAGGUGGAGAAGCUCCUCAGGGUGCUGCUGCAGACCCAGGCUGUAGACCCCUCGCACUGCCUGGGAAAACCCAAUUCAUGGGUGCACUGUGGAAGGACUAAAGUUUUCCUCACCCAGUCAAUGCUAGAUUUGCUGGAGGAUCAGAGGAAUAAGAUCCUAUCUCAGUGCGCCUUUUCCAUUCAGUGCUGCUGGCUCCGGUACCAGCAGCGCAGACGCCACGCCCGUCUGAAGUCUGCCAUCGUGAUCCAAGCAGCGGUGCGGUCCUGGCUGGUCAGGAGGGAGGUCCAGAGGUGGAACAGAGCAGCUACAGUCAUCCAGGACACCUGGAGGCGGUGGAGGGCUCUUUUGAAAUCUUUGGCCGAGGCAGAACUCGAUGAUGCAAAGGACCUUGUGGAAGAGGAAGUGCCAGAAUUGAACCCGGUUAUCAGGGAACGUGGCUCGGUGCAGCUCUCCAACAUCCAGGAGCCUGUCACGGUGCGAGGCUGGCCCAUGGGCCUGGCUCUGGCCUCGGCCCCGUCCAUCACCGUGUCCCUGACAGCCACGGGCUUCCAGAAGAUGAUGUCUGUGAUGGCCUCACUCAACCUGCCCUCCAGGAGAGGGGACUACAAGGUGGAGACCAACCAGUACACCAAGGGGCUCGCCUCCAUACGGGCCCAACCCAAGGGAUCCGUAAAGCUGCACUAUCAGAGAUCUCCUCUUCUCUACGCUGACAGGCAGCCAGACCAGAAGAGUGACGUGACAGGGUUCAACGAGAUCCUGCUAGAGAAAACUUUGUAAGAGAAACACUAAAGGCUGAUUUCAUGGAUCCAGAUAAAAGAUAAUCUGACACAGAGGGAACAAACCUGCUGUUUUCUGCUGCCAUUUUGCUUGUUUUUGCAUCUAACUUAGAACAGGAAGAAGUUCUUUUUGGAAGAUUGCCAAAGUUUAUCUUACUCAGUGUUAUACAAGGGUGCAAACACUUGCAAAACCUGGACCUUUGCAUAAUAAUUAUAUGUAACCUGAUAGGAAGUCAGUGUGCUACAAACUUGACUUAUUAUCCAUAAUCGUUUGUUGUGGUGUUUAGAUCAAAAUCAUCUGAAAUUCAAAAUCUCAGUCAGUGAACUGCCCUCUGCUUCAUAUAAGAUACGGCAGGUGAGAUUUUUCAACCUCUUUAGGUAAAUGUGUCCCACAUAUUGAAAACAGCGUGUGAGUUGUCGUUAUGAUGACGUCACUUUUUUUUUUUUUUUUUUAAAUGAGUCUCGAGAACGGAAAUUACACAGCACAAUCAUAGCACCUUUUAAAAAAUGACGACUGCAGCUUUUUGUCUCAUUGUUGCGUCUCUGUAAGAUCUGACUGUUGGUCAAAGUAUUGGGCCUUUGUCAUGUGCCUUUUUAAAAAAAAAAAAAUCUACACUCAAAUGGAAAGUGGGCUGUUAGAAUGUAUUUAUUUAAAGGUGAUUAUUUAAGUGUGAUUUCAUACAUGUAUUUUUGGGUGAUUCCGCUGCACAUGACUGCAGAUGUUAACAUCCUGCAUUUAUUUUGACUGUGGUUGGUGCCGGGAAGAAAAUGGUAAUUAAGCAAGUAUUGCACAUGUAAAGCACAUAUUGCACAUUAAAAACCACACACCUGCUCACUCACUGCAACAAUCAUUAACAAGCAAACACAUCACUGGUGUGAAACGGAGAAAGGAUGAACCCAGGUUAAUUCAUAUUGCUGCUUUAUAAUAUUCUCAUCAGCCAAACAUCUUUCUAUGUUGAUUUUAUCAGCUGCAGUCCAAAGCAAUGACAAUACUGUAUAACAACCAAAGUCUUUGUACACUACAGUGUUCUGUGUGGAAGAAAAAGUUGAUUGUUUUUUUAACUAACAUGUUAUUAUCUUCAUUCACAAAGCAUUUUUCUUUUUGCCAUAAAAAAUAUUACUAAACAUGAAGCAUGUAACUUAAAACUGAUGUUUAUCUUUUAAGCUUUUGAUCCAAACAUACUCACAGGCUCUUUUGAUUCCUAGCUUGUCUUCAUUAGCUCACUGAAUUAUUUCAUCUCUUUUUCUUUUUUUUUUAUUCUGCUGUACAUUCACGUCAAUGUGUCAGGAUCGAGAUGUUUUGUGUAAUGUUUUUUGUCAGGGGGACCAAGGGAUCUGUGUACAAGAACUUGAAUUUUGUUAAUAUUUAAA
This is a messenger RNA of Seriola dumerili (greater amberjack), 4444 nucleotides long. It is a transcript of the gene myo19, whose product is annotated as myosin XIX. Gene Ontology annotation, molecular function: microfilament motor activity; actin filament binding; ATP binding. The coding region runs from base 174 to 3074 and encodes 966 amino acids. The record is from RefSeq and is a predicted model, not a curated record. Gene Ontology annotation, biological process: actin filament organization; vesicle transport along actin filament. Lineage: Eukaryota; Metazoa; Chordata; Actinopteri; Carangiformes; Carangidae. Gene Ontology annotation, cellular component: vesicle; actin cytoskeleton; myosin complex. The transcript is spliced from 24 exons.